Messenger RNA from Hirsutella rhossiliensis, 837 nucleotides. RefSeq names its product cysteine-rich secretory protein family domain-containing protein. The record is from RefSeq and is a predicted model, not a curated record. Bases 1 to 837 code for a protein of 278 amino acids. NCBI's taxonomy places the organism in Eukaryota, Fungi, Ascomycota, Sordariomycetes, Hypocreales, Ophiocordycipitaceae. The transcript has 5 exons.
AUGCGAUUGAUUAUGCUCCUUAGCGUGGCGCUGCCACCCAUUGCGGCCUUGCCUCUUGGAGAGGCGGUGUCCAAACAAAACAUCACGUACUCGGCUCCUUCCAAAGGCGAGGUGGACCGGCUCAAGUGGAAUGGCCCAUCCCAGGAGAUGGGUAGCUCCGAAUGGCACAAUUUGCCGCACAAAAAGGCCGUCAAAAACGGCUGGAAGCCUUCCCCGGGCAGUUCAGUGGACGCACAGCCGGUUGAGCUGGUACCCGUGCCACUCAGCAACCGGACCAACAUUCCGGCUGUCGAAGUCGAGACCGCUCCUCCCACUAAGGCUCCUCCCCCUCCUAAGCCAACUCCGCCGACCUCGCAGCCCGGCGCCGGCUCACAGCCUCCCACUGACAACUUUGGCGACUACAAGCAGACGAUGCUCGAGCAGCACAACAUCCACCGCCACAACCAUUCUGCCUCUGACCUGGCAUGGGACAACACUCUGGCUCAGUACGCCGAGAAAACAGCCAAGAGCUGCAUCUUCCAGCAUGAUAUGAAGCAAGGCGGCGGCGGCUACGGCCAGAACCUCGCCUUUUGGUACAACAGCGAGAUGGCCAACUGGCAGUUCUAUGGCCAGGACAAGCCUCCCUCGAGCUCCUCGGGGGGAUUGGCUCAUUUUACCCAGUUGGUCUGGAAGGACACUACCAAGGUUGGAUGCGCCACCGUCAAAUGCGCCGCUGGCACUGUGUCGCCCUUCGACUCUUGGUACACGGUCUGCAACUACAACCCUCAAGGCAACAUCGGCGACAAGUACGGCAGCAAUGUCCUCAACCCCCUGGGCGAGAAGAUGGUCACUGUCUAG